Molecule: messenger RNA, 2558 nt
Organism: Periophthalmus magnuspinnatus
Lineage: Eukaryota; Metazoa; Chordata; Actinopteri; Gobiiformes; Gobiidae
Gene: ugcg
Product: UDP-glucose ceramide glucosyltransferase
Exons: 10
Coding region: 470-1654 (394 amino acids)
Biological process (GO): glucosylceramide biosynthetic process
Cellular component (GO): membrane
Molecular function (GO): ceramide glucosyltransferase activity
Source: RefSeq, a predicted model, not a curated record
GAGAGCCAGUCUUCAGAACGGCGGCUCAAAUGAACCGAUUCCAAAAGAUUCGGAUCCCAUGAAAGAGCCGAAACUCCAGUCACUAGGAGCUUCCUCGUUCCUCGUCAGUCCCCGGGCUCCUGUGGUGUGGGCGGAGGCGCGGGUCAGCUGACUGUCACACCGACCCCCGGAGCCUGAGGCCGGGCACAGUCUGCACUAGAGCCCGGGAGAUCGGAGCUGUGAGGCCGGGCAGUGUCGUGCUCUCCCCGGGCUGAGUGGAGCUGUAAGGCGGGUUCGUGGAGCUCGGAGCCCGGUUUGCCUGGAGCUGUGAGGGGGCUGGUGAGUGAGGAUCUCCCCGGGGCUCGGUUUAACCUGCGGCCGCCUGUGACGCUGCUUCCGCCGGGGCGUGUGAAGCUGAGAGGCCGGUGUGUGGAGCUUGAGGCCGGUCUGGAGCCUGAGUCUGGAGCCUGAGUCCGGGUUCGGGAGCACCAUGGCGGCUCUGGAGCUCUUCAUGCAGGGCCUGGCGUUGUUCGGCCUCGUGCUGUUCGUGGUUCUGUGGCUCAUGCACUUCAUGUCCAUCAUCUAUGUGAGGCUCCAUCUUCACCGUAAGCGUCCAGAGGUGAAGCAGCCGUUCGCUCAGUUCAGUGGAGUGUCUCUGCUGAAGCCGCUCAAAGGAGUCGAUCCAAACCUCGUGUCCAACCUCGAGACCUUCUUCACUCUGGACUACCCCAAGUAUGAGAUCCUGCUGUGCGUUCAGGACCAUGAUGACCCAGCGGUGGAUGUGUGUAAGAAACUGUUGGGGAAGUACCCGGGUGUGGACGCACGCCUCUUCAUCGGGGGGAAAAAGGUGGGCAUCAACCCCAAGAUCAACAAUCUAAUGCCCGGGUACGAGAGCGCCAAGUACAGCCUCGUGUGGAUCUGUGACAGCGGCAUCCGAGUGAAACCGGACACGCUCACUGAUAUGACCAAUCAGAUGACCGAGAAGGUGGGGCUGGUGCACGGGCUGCCGUAUGUCGCUGACCGCCAAGGAUUCGCCGCCACGCUCGAACAGGUGUACUUUGGCACCUCCCACCCGCGCUCCUACAUCUCAGCCAACGUGACGGGCAUCAAGUGUGUGACCGGGAUGUCCUGUCUCAUGAGGAAGGACGUGCUGGACCAGGCCGGUGGACUCGUCGCCUUUGCCCAGUACAUCGCAGAGGACUACUUCAUGGCCAAGGCCAUCGCAGACAGGGGCUGGAAAUUCUCGAUGGCGACGCAGGUGGCCAUGCAGAACUCUGGGUCCUACUCCAUCGCACAGUUCCAGUCCAGGAUGAUCAGAUGGACUAAGCUGAGGAUAAACAUGCUCCCGGGGACCGUCCUGGAGCCCGUCUCAGAGUGUUUCCUCGCCAGCCUCAUCAUCGGGUGGGCGGCGCACUACGUCUUCAGGUGGGACAUGAUGGUGUUCUUUAUGUGUCACUGUUUGGCCUGGUUUAUCUCAGACUACAUCCAGCUCACAGGAGUACAGGGUGGGGCUCCAUGCUUCUCUAAGCUGGACUUCGCGGUGGCGUGGUUCAUUCGUGAGUCGAUGGCAGUACAGAUCUUCCUGUCGGCGCUUUGGGACCCCAGGAUCAGCUGGAGAACGGGUCGAUACCGCCUGCGCUGCGGCGGGACGGCCGAGGAGGUGCUGGACGUCUGACACUUUUACAUAUUUAUUAUUUCACUUUUUUGUUUUGGUGCUAAACUGAAAAAAAACGCACACUUCAACCAAACUCCGCCCCUCUCCUCCUCCUCCAAUCACACGCUACCUCUGAACCACUCGACCAAUCACCAUCCAGGACACACACGCUGCACCCUCUCACCUCCUCUGCACCCUCUCACCUCCUCUGCACCCUGUCGUCCUCCUCUGCACCCUCUCAUCAUCAUCCUCCUCCUCUGCACCCCUGUCACCCUCCUCCUCUGCACCCCUCUCCUCCUCCUCCUCCUCCUCUCUACCCUCUCCUCCUCCUCUGCACCCUCUCGUCCCUGGGAGGAGGGGGGCGUGUUGUUGAAGGCUGUGGUUUAAAAUAAAGCACUGACCAAUCAGGUUUGAGCUGCUGCGCUCUGAUUGGAUGCUGAGAUCUCCUGCUGUGACAUAAACACUUUAAAGAAGAGAAGAUGACUGGAUCAUUUAAACGGAUAAACUGCUUUAUUUAUACAGAAUCACAGGUGGAGGCCGCAGGAAACUGGUCUGACCCAAAACACGAGGGCGGCCAUUUUGGGGCAGGCGCGGCUCAGGAGCCCGGGUCUAAAGGACUGAACCGGGGCCACUUUUUUAUUUAUGCCAAAAUCAAACCAGUUUCCUGUUUUUUUUUUUUUGUUUUUUUUUCCUGCCAAAACUGUGUGAUGUGAGCACUGAAUGAACUCCAGUAUUUUUGUGUCGCGACAUUUCAUCAAAAAAGGACCAAAAAAAAGCUGAGUGCGAGUGGCUCGGGUGAAGACGAGAGUCUGACGACGCCGCUGUCGCCGUGGAAACAUGAUUAUUAUUUUUAUUUGAUAAAUUAUCUGCUGUAGGUUUCGACCACACGCCUGUGUCCACUCAAUAAACUUUUAUUGUUAGAAAA